This is a messenger RNA of Pseudophryne corroboree (corroboree frog), 579 nucleotides long. RefSeq names its product olfactory receptor 6N1-like. Gene Ontology annotation, biological process: G protein-coupled receptor signaling pathway. NCBI's taxonomy places the organism in Eukaryota, Metazoa, Chordata, Amphibia, Anura, Myobatrachidae. The transcript has a single exon. Gene Ontology annotation, molecular function: olfactory receptor activity. Bases 1 to 579 code for a protein of 192 amino acids. Gene Ontology annotation, cellular component: membrane. The record is from RefSeq and is a predicted model, not a curated record.
AUGUCUUAUGACCGCUUUGUGGCCAUUUGUCAUCCAUUGCAUUACAACGUCCUCAUGACCAACAAAUUGUGUUGUGAGAUGGCUUCUUGUUGUUGGGCUGGCGGUUUCUUCUCAAUGUUAACAACUCUAAUUCUGGUUUGCAAGUUACAUUUCUGUGGUCCGCAUGUGAUUGAUCAUUUCUUCUGUGACUUUGCUCCCAUUUUGAACCUCUCUUGCUCUGAUACUUUUGUUGUCAAACUAGAGACUUUCAUUUUUACUUCCUCUGUGACCCUCUUCCCAUUCAUGUUUAUUAUUGGCACUUAUAUAUGUAUCAUUAUCACAGUACUUAAGAUUCCCACCUCCACUGGUAGGCAGAAGUCAUUUUCUACCUGUAGCUCCCACUUGGCAAUUGUUUCAACAUACUAUGGCACUCUGAUUACUGUGUAUGUUGUGCCUUCUAGGCAGCAAUCAAAUUCCAUUAAUAAGAUUUUGUCACUAAUGUACACUAUAGUAACUCCAGUGUUUAACCCUAUAAUAUAUAGCUUAAGAAAUAAAGAAAUAAAGAUAGCUGUUCUAAAAACCCUGAGGAAAGCCGGGUGA